AUGGACUCGUACUAUGUUCAGUACGUAGAGCGGUGUCUCAGGGAGGACCUGUGGGACAUACAGAAAACCUACAUGGAGAGGGAAGAGUCCCAUUUCUGGGUGGCUGAGUCUGAAGGGGAAGUGGUGGCCAUUCGCAUGCUGGAACUGGCACAGCUAUCGGUCAGAUAGAGCCAUCGGAACAGGGGCAUUGCCAGAGCGCUGUCCGGGACAGUCCUUAGCUUUGCCCAGCAGCGUGGCUACAAGGCGGUGAUCCAUGGUGAAUCUGGAGGGCCAGAGUCUGUACCAGAGCCUGGGGUUCAGAGAGAUCUACCAUUUCUCUUCCAAAAAGCUAGUGGGAAAGAUAUUCGAGGGUAUUACGCUUUGUUAUAG
Molecule: messenger RNA, 369 nt
Organism: Terrapene triunguis (Three-toed box turtle)
Lineage: Eukaryota; Metazoa; Chordata; Testudines; Emydidae
Product: N-acetyltransferase 8-like
Exons: 2
Molecular function (GO): N-acetyltransferase activity
Source: RefSeq, a predicted model, not a curated record